Molecule: messenger RNA, 1533 nt
Organism: Bombyx mandarina (wild silkworm)
Lineage: Eukaryota; Metazoa; Arthropoda; Insecta; Lepidoptera; Bombycidae
Product: farnesol dehydrogenase
Molecular function (GO): oxidoreductase activity
Source: RefSeq, a predicted model, not a curated record
AGUAGAUAUCCCGAGUUGUGCAGACAUAGAUCUCGUGCUUAUUGCUCGUAAGAAGAACAGUACUCAAAUUACUUUCGGAAUACAAUAAAGGAGCAUGCAACGUUGGCAAGGCAAGACUGCUGUGAUUAGUGGAGCUAGUGCCGGCAUUGGCGCCGCCAUCUGCGUGGUGUUGGCGGACGCGGGAAUGAGGGUCGUCGGCCUAGCAAGGAGACCACAGCUAGUUGACCAAUUACAGUCUCAAGUGAGAGGCAACGGUUCGAUACACUCGAGGCGAUGUGACGUAUCGAAUUCCGAUGAUGUGGCAGCGACAUUCAAAUGGAUCGAUGAGCAGUUUGGUAACAUUCACGUUCUGGUCAACAACGCUGGGAUAUUUCCAAAGGGACAUAUCACUGAAAUAGGUGAUAACAUUCUUUCUGAAGAAACGUUGAUGUCAGUAGUGGAUAUUAAUCUAAAAGGACCUGUGAUGUGUGCGCGACAUGCCGUCGCGUCUAUGAAGAGGGCCAGCUUUGAUGGACAUAUUAUUAAUAUAAACAGUAUCGCUGGUCACUAUGUUCCGUUUGCAGACAUGUUCAACGUAUAUCCGGGAACAAAGCACGCUAUCACCGCUUUCACAGAGACCUUGGCCAACGAGCUAGCGUACUUCAAUAGUAAAAUCAAAAUAACGAGUUUGUCGCCGGGCCUGGUGGGUACGGAUAUGGCUCCUCGCGUGGAUGGAGAGCUUUCUUUUGCAGCACUAUCGCCCCAGGACGUUGCCGAAGCUGUUCUCUAUGUAUUGUCCACGCCCCCUCAUGUUAAUAUCAAGGAAUUAACGAUAACACCGGUGUCGGAGAAACGACUUUAAUCUCAACGAUAAUGAGAAUCUGUGCGCUUAGUGCAAUUUAGUGGCUAGCGGCAAACGUAGGCAAACGUUCCAACUCUAUACAAAUUUGAGUUAACUUUUACGCUAUCGAGAACGUUAAUAAACUCGCACUAAGCGCACUACUCUUGGUUCCGUAGCGAUGCCGUUUUCAAGAGGAACCAAUUGUAUGAAUCAUUUAUCGAUAAUAUUAAUGAAUAAAAAUAAACUGAUGAAUGUACAAGAAAUGGAUUUUAAUGAAUUUUUUAAACGUAUUUCAUAAGGCGUUUAGUAGCCUAGUAAGUUUUUUUAAAAAGGUCUCAAACUUAAUUCGAAUCCCAAUUGAUUUUUGUUAUAGAUAAUUUUAAUAGUCGUAGUAAUCUUUUGAAAGAUCUAAAUUAUUAUCGAAUUAAGAGAUUAUUAACUGUGCAAUUUAAGGGAGCUUGUUUGUGAGUUUUUGGUACGCAAUUAAAAAAAAGAAUGCGUUCCAGCUCUUAUAUUUCGAAAUUAUCGUGCACACUGUAAAAUACUCACAAGCAAUUACAUAAUCUAUGAUGUCAUUUGAGGCUAACGGAACGCUGAGAUCAGUGGUCAUUUACUAGAACAAAAUUAUUAGCCAAAUAUUUCGUGUUUAGUUUAGUUACCAAUAUUUCGUGUUUAGUUUCUUACUGGUGGUAGGACCUCUUGUGAGUCCGCGC